AGUAAAUGGAUCAAGAGGCAGCUGAAACUGCAAGAGAGUCAUUGGAGCUUGUGUUUCGGAUGUCGAACAUUUUGGACACUGGUCUCGAUCGACAUACCUUGUCUGUUCUCAUAGCUCUCUGUGAUCUUGGUCUUAACCCUGAGGCUCUAGCUGCUGUUGUCAAGGAGCUUCGGCAUGAAUCUGGCAACAACUUUGGCAGAAGCUUAAGAUAAUAAUAAUUCAAAUCCUUUGGAAGAUGGAUCAAUACUAAAACAUCUGCGAUUGUUUUCUUUUUUUCUGUAUGUUUUAACUAUCGAGUGGUUCUUGAAAUAUAUAGCCUUAUCGAGUGUUCUUGAGCUGUAGUCUUAUGAAAGAAAUAUGAACACUAUCACACACUUACGGCUUA
Brassica rapa (field mustard) is the source of this 385-nucleotide messenger RNA. RefSeq names its product mitotic-spindle organizing protein 1A. Gene Ontology annotation, cellular component: spindle; gamma-tubulin ring complex; interphase microtubule organizing center. The record is from RefSeq and is a predicted model, not a curated record. Lineage: Eukaryota; Viridiplantae; Streptophyta; Magnoliopsida; Brassicales; Brassicaceae. Gene Ontology annotation, biological process: mitotic spindle assembly; microtubule nucleation by interphase microtubule organizing center; gamma-tubulin complex localization.